Molecule: messenger RNA, 738 nt
Organism: Mycena indigotica
Lineage: Eukaryota; Fungi; Basidiomycota; Agaricomycetes; Agaricales; Mycenaceae
Exons: 5
Coding region: 1-738 (245 amino acids)
Biological process (GO): positive regulation of protein phosphorylation; cell division; signal transduction
Cellular component (GO): cytoplasm; nucleus
Molecular function (GO): protein kinase activator activity
Source: RefSeq, a predicted model, not a curated record
AUGUCCAACUUCUUCAAAAACAGGGCUCCCCCACGCCAGAAACGCUCGCCCACCCCAACGGGAGGUGGACUGACACGCAAAGACUCGUUCGGCUCAGAACCAUCCUCACCUAGUGUUGCCUCUGGGCCGAAACCACUAUACCUCUCGCGGCCUUUCUGUGACGCUGCUCUCGUCAAAGGAAACUUCAAGACCAUCGUAGUACAACCCAAGUAUGUUGAUCCAAACGAGUGGGUGGCGGUUAACGUGUUCGACUUCUACACUAACUUGAAUGAGUUCUACGGCGUGUUGACCGAGUGUUGCACACAGCAAUCGUGCCCCACAAUGUCGGGUGGCCCGUCACUAAACUAUACCUGGUUGCAAGAUCGCAAACGAGUGUCGCUUUCCGCGCCGACCUACAUCGACUCCGUCAUGUCGACCGUGCAAAAUUUGCUCAACGACGAGAAUACCUUCCCUACCAAGUCCAGCCAGCCAUUCAACCCCGAAGCCUUUGUUGGCACAGUCAAGCAAAUCUACGUCCAACUUUUACGCGUAUUUGCGCACCUCUACCACGCCCACUUCCCUGACAUCCUCCAUCUCCGCGCCGAACCCCACUUCAACUCCAUGUUUGCGCAUUUCCUGGCAUUUGGGCAGACAUACGGCCUAUUCGAAGAGCGUGACAUCCGCGGAGAGCCUGGCGCGCCAGUGGGUGUUGGCGCAUUGUGGGAGAGGUGGAGGAGUGUUGGAAUAUUGGAAAGCUGA